ACUCUUGCGUUCCCUCGCCCAGGAAGAAGAAAAAGCAGACAUUUUCAGCAUGGCGUUCCUGAUUUGCGAUGGAAUGAUCAGCUCGCUGCACAAGCACAAGCAUGGGCAGAAAGAGUGGCCAAGCAGGCUUACAUCUCUUAUAAGGAGUUAAGCGGAAUCGGCGAAAACAUCACCUUCUUCCCACGAGAUUUGGACCCUGAAGCAAUAGUAGAACACUGGUAUGAAGAACAUGAAAAAUACGAGUACGAUACACCUGGCUGGCAGUGCGGAACAAAUUACUUCACGCAAGUCAUUUGGAGGGAAACGGAAGAAGUAGGUGUCGGUAUAGGACGAGCGUUUGUUGAGCCAGAUACAAUCGAGAAUUACAAUAGCAAGACACCAAGG
Messenger RNA from Cylicostephanus goldi, 384 nucleotides. The record is from the annotation of a GenBank genome assembly. NCBI's taxonomy places the organism in Eukaryota, Metazoa, Nematoda, Chromadorea, Rhabditida, Strongylidae.